GCUCCCAACGAGCCUCGGAAUAUUUUUUUUUUAGAAAAAGAUCCUGCUCGAGCUCUGAUUUUUCUAUUGUUGAUUCCUCUCCCGCGUUCAACGGUCAGGAUAUUUGUGCAAAAAAGAAAACUGAAGGAAGAAGGAGGCAGCAAUGGUUUCUGCAACUCCAGCUACGAUGCUCAAGACCGCGUUCGCGCACGAGGCUAUGGAGCCGUUCUUCACCGGCGGCGCGGCGUCUGUGUGCGAGAACCAGAGCACGCUUGCGACUGCGUAUGGCGAGGAUGUUAUUAUCUCUGAUUUGCGGACCGGAAAACGGCUGCAGAAGAUAUCUGGGGACACCGAGCAAGUUACUACACUGGCAAUCUCACCAGACGGGCAGUUUCUCGUCGUGUGCUCGCGGUCACAGCAAAUGAGAAUUUUCUCUCUUCCGUCAGGAAAACUUGUGCGCGCAGUCAAAGCGCACGAGGGUCCCGUCAUCGUCAUGCACAUCGACAGCACGUCGACGCUCGUCGCGACCGGCGGUGCGGACGGCGUCGUCAAAGUCUGGGAUAUCGCAGGCGGAUCCAACACGCAUACUUUCCGCGGCCACACCGGGGUCAUCAGUGCGAUUCGAAUUUUUGGUCAGAAAGGCAGCACGCGGUGGCAGCUCGCGACCGGGUCUGACGAUACACAGGUGCGGGUUUGGGAUUUAGUCAAGCGGAAAUGCGUCGCAAUUUUGGAGGAAGGACAUGUUAGCGUUGUACGGGGGAUCGACUUUAGCGUCGACGGGUCGUUGCUGAUCAGUGGUGGACGGGACAAGGUCGUCAAUGUGUGGGAUUUGAAAAAAUAUAAGCUUGUCAAGACGAUUCUUGCGUUCGAGCAGCUCGAAACGGUCGGCUUUCUUGCACCGGGCACGUUGAGUGGGAAGACCGAGCAGCUGAUAUUCACGGGUGGAGAGAAGGGCAUCGUCCGUCUCUGGUCGCCUACGACGGGCGAGGAAGUGACGCCGGAGCAGGAAAAAAUUAUCACGACUGAGGAAGUCGGCGUGUCUGAGAUUCUUUAUUUCCCAUCGUGGCCGAGCCUGAUCUCUGUGCUCUCGGACCAGACCUUGAUCGAGCACGAUCUGGCGUCGAAAGACUUACCGGUUGCGCGCCGGCUGUGCGGUAAUAAUGGUGAAAUCAUCGAUCUGGCCUACGUCGGGCCCGUCGAUGACGAGACUGGGAACUCUGGGUUCCUUGCUCUGGCAACGAAUUCGCCCGAAGUGCGCGUGGUGUCGGUUGAGACGCAGUCGUCGAGCGUGCUGGUCGGACACACUGAUAUUGUGAUCUCGAUAGACGCGUCGGCGGACGGGCUUUGGCUGGCGAGUGCGGGAAAGGAUAAUGUUGCGCUGAUAUGGCGAUGGAAUGCUGAAGACGAUACGUUUAAACUCUACGCUACUUUCCGUGGACAUCUUGGGUCGGUCGGCGGCGUUGCGCUUUCGAGAUUAGUGGAGCAGAAUAAUGGGUACCCGCGGUUUAUGAUCACUGGCUCGCAGGACAUGACGGUGAAGCAGUGGGCGGUGCCGAAGCCAGCGAAGGGGUCAAGCUCAGGGGAGGUAAUUGAGGUUGCAAAGCCGGCGUACACGAAGAAAGCGCACGACAAGGACAUCAACGCGGUCGACAUCUCGCCCAACGACGAGCUGUUUGCGACGGCCUCGCAGGACCGGACGGUCAAGAUCUGGGAUUCAGAAGAAGGCGAGGUCGUGGGUAUCCUGAGAGGGCACAAGCGAGGUGUGUGGAGCGUGAAGUUUUCGGCAUACGACAAGUUCGUGGUUACUGGUAGUGGCGACAAGACGGUCAAAGUGUGGAGUCUUCGCGAUUUCACCUGCGUGAAGACUUUUGAAGGGCAUACAAACUCUGUGCUCAAAUCGAUCUUCAUCAGCCAGGGUCGGCAGGUUGUCAGCGCGGGUGGCGAUGGAUUGGUCAAGGUGUGGGAUGUGAAGAGCGGGGAGUGCAACGCGACACUGGAUAACCACGAGGACAAAGUGUGGUCUCUUGCGGCCCGGAAUGAUGACAAGGUGUUUGCGUCUGGCGGCGGCGACUCGGUGAUUACGUUCUGGACCGAUAUCACAGAAGAAGAGCUCGCGCGCAAAGCCGAGGAAGAAGAGGAGCUAGUCGAGAAAGAGCAAGAUUUGGCAAACUUCAUUUUCCGCAAGGAGUGGAAAAACGCAAUCAUCCUCGCGCUCUCGCUCGAUCACCCUGCGCGACUUCUGAACCUUUUCCGCACGGUGAUGACGGACCACCACGAGCCCGGUUCAGUUACCGGCCUGCGCGAGGUCGACGGCGUGCUCUCGUCGCUUGCGCCGGAGCAACUUGCUCGGCUGCUCCGCCGCGUGCGGGAUUGGAACACAAAAGCGCGGACGGCGACGGUCGCGCAGCGGAUUCUGCAUGUGGUGCUGGUGAGUUAUCCGCCGGAGAAACUGCUGGAGGUGCAGGACAUCAAGCGGACGCUGGACGCGCUGAUUCCGUACACGGAGAGGCAUUUCGGGCGGAUGACGGAUUUGGUGGAGGAGAGUUAUUUGGUUGAUUUCGUGCUGAGGCAGAUGGAUGAGGUGUUGACGCUAAAAGUUGAGGAUCUGUAGGUCGAGCAUGUUUUCGUGUUUUUUUGUUUUGAGCAUGGGUUUUGGCUGUUUUGAUAGAGAACGAGAAAAUAAUGUACGGCGUAUGUAUGGAGAUGUAAGAUUGGAGCCAUGCAAAUCAAAAUAAACGUGGAAUGUACA
Myxozyma melibiosi is the source of this 2728-nucleotide messenger RNA. RefSeq names its product WD40-repeat-containing domain protein. The record is from RefSeq and is a predicted model, not a curated record. Bases 143 to 2590 code for a protein of 815 amino acids. The transcript is spliced from 2 exons. Gene Ontology annotation, biological process: endonucleolytic cleavage to generate mature 5'-end of SSU-rRNA from (SSU-rRNA, 5.8S rRNA, LSU-rRNA); endonucleolytic cleavage in 5'-ETS of tricistronic rRNA transcript (SSU-rRNA, 5.8S rRNA, LSU-rRNA). Lineage: Eukaryota; Fungi; Ascomycota; Lipomycetes; Lipomycetales; Lipomycetaceae. Gene Ontology annotation, molecular function: protein binding; U3 snoRNA binding. Gene Ontology annotation, cellular component: small-subunit processome; 90S preribosome; nucleolus.